ACACACACACAGACACACACAUACACAGACACAGACACACACACACACACGCUCUCUCUCUCUCUCUCUCUCUUUCCGUCUGUCUUUCUUUCUACCUCUCAGUCUGUGAUAAUGGAGCCCAGCAGUCCGAAGAAGAUCCAGUUUGCUGUGCCUCCUCUGCAGGGACAGCUGGACCCACAGGCCAGCGAACAUAUCCGCCGCAGACGACCGACUCCUGCGACUCUGCAGAUCUACAGACAACCUGGCACAGAUGUUGGCGAUCAGAACAACGCCAGCGGAGAGUCACAGGAGUCGGAUUCGUCUCAGAGGAAGCAGAGCACCUUCGCCCCCCCCACCAUGAAAGGGAAGCUGGAAAGUGCUGUGCCCGAGGAGGAAGAGGAGGAGAACAUCCCUCAGAAAGACUGAUCCAGAGAAGAAGAAUUUGUCUCUUUGUUAUUCUGGACGAACCAACAGACGAACUUCAGCUUCAGCAGCAACACGACAGGACUUUGAUUUUCAGUGGAGAGCAGAUCAGGAACCAUGUGACUUCUCUCAGUCGCAAUGAACCAGUGAGAAACCAGAGCUGACAUCACUGAGCACAUCCACACAAACUGAAUCCACCGUUACUCUUUACUCUGUUUGACCUGUUUCAGGUGGAAGUUCAUUUCUUAUCCUUCAACAGAAGCAGAAAACUGAUAAAAAGAAAAUUCUGAUGCUGUGAAACACAAUUUCUCUUCAAAUUCCCACUGAAAAACUACUAUAAAAGAUGAUUUUAGUUUUAUCUUUGGUCAAAUUAAUAACAUAUUUCCCAGUGGAUAAAACCACUGAUUUGUCACCAUAAACAUCGAUUUACUAGGAAAAACUAAUUAAAAAAACGUAAUGUUUAUUAAAAUAGAAAACAAGCAGACUUACUAUAAGUAUUAAUUAUUGCCAUAAUCCAUUAAUCCUGUUUUGUUUUGUCCAGAAACCAAGAAAUCUUCAGUUUUAAAAGACGCUCGACAGAGAAAAGCAUCAAACUGACUCUUUGCAGAAGCUGCAACCAAAGACAAACGGUCACUUUUUCCUGUUUUUGGUUGAAAUAUUUAGUAAAAAUGAAUCGGGAUCGUUGCUUAAACUGCCUGAUAACUGAUUUCAUGUUUUAAAAUGUUCAGUGUGAUCAGACAUUUAAAGAUGCUCGACACCAAACGCCUGUAAAACACAUCAACUUAGAUACAGCUGAGAAUAUAAAGCAAUAACUUUAAUACAUGCAGCUUUCUAGCAUAAAGACAUUUUGACGCGAUAUUAUUACGCGUGUUUUUCCUGCAGUGCCAAAGUUUUCACUGAGGAGAAUGUGUGUUAUUUGAUGACUGAUAGAACAAUAUAGUGAGUGAGCAGUUUUCACUGAGCAGCUCUCAACCAAUCACUUAAACACACGUGUGUUAAGAAUCAUCACGGUUGAGCAGGUUUGACUCGUCAUGUUUGAUGAACUGGAUUCGAUCUAAAAUCUGAUUCUAUUCAACAUGAAUCAGUGAAUCUACAGGAUGACGAUGAACUGAUGAGACAUUUUGUUUUUUUUAAUCUUCUGUAUAUUCAGUUUGUUUCUUUGUGACUUAUUUUGUUUUUUUUUAUCACUAACAGCAAUAACAUGUCACCUGUGAUUUUCUACACAAUAAAACAUUAGAAUAUAAAACCUCUGACAUCA
Messenger RNA from Hippoglossus stenolepis (Pacific halibut), 1660 nucleotides. Its product is annotated as protein phosphatase 1 regulatory subunit 1C-like. The transcript is spliced from 5 exons. Lineage: Eukaryota; Metazoa; Chordata; Actinopteri; Pleuronectiformes; Pleuronectidae. The coding region runs from base 112 to 405 and encodes 97 amino acids. The record is from RefSeq and is a predicted model, not a curated record. Gene Ontology annotation, cellular component: cytoplasm. Gene Ontology annotation, biological process: intracellular signal transduction. Gene Ontology annotation, molecular function: protein phosphatase inhibitor activity.